GAUUCGUGCCAGUCGCGACCAGGAAAACGGACGAGCUCAUCACAUUCCUGCCUGGCUGCCCGCCAAUGCCCGCCACAGAUCUGCCUCUAUCCUUCUACUACGAUCACCCAAUCCUGGGCAUGGUCUGCGACGGCGCGUCGCGGUUCGCGGAGGCGAUAUUCGCUCUGUGCAACACCUACGAGGAGCUGGAGCCACACGCAGUGGCGACGCUGCGCAGCGAGAUGAAAUCCACCUACUUCCCCAUCGGCCCGUGCCUCUCCCCGGCAUUCUUCGCGGGGGACUCGACAGCGGUGGAGCGAUCCAGCGAGCUCCUGUCUCCCGAGGAUCUGGCGUGCCUGGAGUGGCUCGACACACAGAAGGAAUCCUCCGUGAUCUACGUCUCCUUCGGCAGCGUGGCCACCAUGUCCGUGGAGCAAUUCCAGGAGCUCGCCAGGGGCCUGGAGCGCAGCAACCAGCCAUUCGUGCUGGUGCUGCGCAAGACCCUCGUCGCGGAUCCCUCGGUGCACGAUUUCUUCGAGGGAUUGAAGCAGCGGAUCGGCGAGCGCGGGAUCGUGAUCUCGUUGGCGCCGCACGUCUUGCUCCACCCGGCGGUGGGAGGAUUCCUGACGCACUGCGGAUGGAACACGACCGUGGAGGGGAUCUGCGAGGCCGUGCCGAUGCUCGCCUGGCCUUGCAUGGCGGAGCAAAACGUGAACUGCAAGGAGCUUGUGGAGCACUGGAAGCUGGCGAUCCCGGUCCAGGAUGAUCGGGAUAAAAGCUCCGUGAUCUCGGUCUCGAGCGAGAGGCUGGCGGAUCUAGUGGCGAGGCUGAUGAGAGGCGACGAGGGUCGCGAGAUGCGAGCCCGGGCUCGGGGAUUCCGCAAGGCUACUGCGGCUGCCAUAGCCGAGGGAGGAUCCUCGGACAGGAACCUCAAGGCCUUCGCCCAAGCUCUGAGAGAUCUGUGAUCUCUUGGACGCGACAAUUAGAAUCAAUCAAUGGGUUAGUGAGA
This is a messenger RNA of Selaginella moellendorffii, 988 nucleotides long. RefSeq names its product isoflavone 7-O-glucosyltransferase 1. The transcript is spliced from 2 exons. The coding region runs from base 66 to 944 and encodes 292 amino acids. The record is from RefSeq and is a predicted model, not a curated record. Lineage: Eukaryota; Viridiplantae; Streptophyta; Lycopodiopsida; Selaginellales; Selaginellaceae. Gene Ontology annotation, molecular function: UDP-glycosyltransferase activity.